CAUCAUGUAGGAGGGAAGAGCUGAAACAGCUGUGCCCCCUCCAUACUGCUCCAAUACACAGAGGAGAAACAUCUGCAGAGCCCUCCAGAGCUACAGUAAGUACGGCUGUCCAGGCAUGCUGGGAAUUGUAGUUUUGAAGCAGCUGGAGAGCCACAGGUUGGGGAUCACAGAUGUAGAUUAUCUGAGUAUUAUAGUGUCAUAUUCCCUGUAAUAGAAAUAUGUGUAUGGCCCUUUAAUUCUAGAAACCAUUGGCGGUCAGAGAUCACAGAGUUCACCCAUGACGUCCGCAGGUUGAAGACCACUGCUAUAGAUGAUCUGUCGAAAAAACCAUUAUUGUGUGGACUUUCCCUUUCGGAGAUGAUACCUGUCAUACAAUGGACAUAAAGGCCUACCUCCAGAGGGUGAAUUUGACGCACUCUAAACCUCCUUCCCUCUCAGCAUUGCGGGAAUUACACCACCACCAUGUACACUCUGUGCCCACGGAAAGUCUCAGCAUGCACAGCGGGGAAAAAAUUAUCCUUGACGUUUUGUGGAUAUACGACAAAAUAGUUGUAAGGCGACGAGGCGGUUUCUGUUAUGAGAACAAUGGUCUUUUCUUAUGGGUGCUACAGCAACUGGGCUACCACCCAAAAAUUCUUGCAGCCAGGGUGAAGGACCCAAAAACUGGCAUUUAUGGCUCACCAUUUGACCAUAUGUUAAUGACAGUAGAACUAGAAGGAAGGAGAUGGCUUUGUGAUGUCGGUUUUGGGGAAGGAAUCAUUGAGCCAUUUCCCCUGGAGGACGGAUGGGAAGAGGAGCAGGACAACAAUGUGUUUCGGUUACGUGUAGAAGAAGAUGAAUGGUACUUGGAGAGAAAGGAGGAGGAAGCCUGGAGAAGUCUUUUCAGGUUCACCCUAGAGGAGAGGACAUUUGACGACUUCCGGGAGAUGUGUGAAUAUCACCAGACAUCACCCUGCUCUUUCUUUGUCAAAACAACCUUUUGUUCCCUACAGCUCCCAUGCGCCAGACUGACGUACAUUGGGCACCGGCUGAUCAGCACCAAGUACACCAAGGGAGGAGGAAGUGUGAAGACCACUCAGGAACUCACGGAGGAGGAGAUCCCUGGAUUACUUAGAGAUAAAUUUGGGAUUGUCCUAAGUGGGAAACUAAUACCGAAGGAUUUGUGAUCCCAAAUCUACCUGAAUGAUUGGUGACCUGUCGCUAAAUAUGAUGACAUGUCAUACAUAAUAUUCUUACCAUAUUUACCAAUGUGUUUUGUCAUGGUCCUCUCUUUGACCAUGCAUAAUUUUUUCUUUUCUGUUUUAUAAUAAAGAUUAACUUCA
Hyla sarda is the source of this 1322-nucleotide messenger RNA. Its product is annotated as arylamine N-acetyltransferase, pineal gland isozyme NAT-3-like. The transcript is spliced from 3 exons. The record is from RefSeq and is a predicted model, not a curated record. Lineage: Eukaryota; Metazoa; Chordata; Amphibia; Anura; Hylidae. Gene Ontology annotation, molecular function: acetyltransferase activity. The coding region runs from base 375 to 1166 and encodes 263 amino acids.